Messenger RNA from Mastomys coucha (southern multimammate mouse), 1912 nucleotides. RefSeq names its product transmembrane protein 254 (gene Tmem254). Bases 289 to 660 code for a protein of 123 amino acids. The record is from RefSeq and is a predicted model, not a curated record. The transcript is spliced from 4 exons. NCBI's taxonomy places the organism in Eukaryota, Metazoa, Chordata, Mammalia, Rodentia, Muridae.
GGCUCCGCCCAAAUGAGGUGAGCAAAUGAGGAGGCGCAAUGUUGCCCACCACACACAACUCACUGAAAUGGCUCGGAAACUUGACUCGCUAUUAUCAAAGAUGCAAAACAGCGGCUACUCUAACUGAAACUGAGAGGUGCCUCCUGCACCGCGAAGGACCGAGACUCGGUCCCCAGGUCACCGCAGACAAAACCUUCCGGGUCUGGUGCACAGGAAGCCGCUCGCCUCGCCCCGCCCCGGCCGGCUUCCACCGGGUGCAAGAGACCGUCCGGUGGGGUCGCUGCAGCGAUGGGGACGGCCACAGGCGCCGGCUACUUCCAGAGGGGCAGCUUGUUCUGGUUCACAGUCAUCACCGUCUCCUUCGGCUACUACACGUGGGCUGUAUUCUGGCCUCGGAGUAUCCCGUAUCAGAGCCUUGGGCCCCUGGGUUCCUUCACAAAGUACUUGGUGGACCACUAUCACACCCACCUAAGGAAUGGGUAUUGGCUUGCUUGGCUAAUUCACAUAGGAGAGUCCUUGUAUGCCUUGGUAUUAUGCAAGCGUAAAGGAAUCACAGAUGGCCAGGCUCGGCUCCUCUGGUUCCUACAGACUUUUCUGUUUGGAAUAGCCUCUCUCUCCAUCCUGCUUGCUUACAGACCAAAGCGCCAAAAACGCAAUUAAAGGAGAGAGCGGGUUUCCUCUCCACUUCUUCAAGCCCUCCUUUCAAUGGGUCCUGGGUUCCAUGAUGACCUCUCUGUCUUCUAGGCAGUAUCUAUCUUAGAAACCUGCCUGAGACUUUCUAGUUACUAUUAUUUGGGUGCUCUGACCAACCUUGGAUAGAUCUUUCUUGUUUAAGAAAGAAAUAAGAAAGACCCUGUCCUUCCAGCUCUGCUGACCUCCUGCCUGGAGAAGGACUCAGGCUCCUUUCCUGAGGUCCUCAGCUGAGCCAUUUUCCUGCCUUUUGGCUGAGACACACAAACUAGAUUUGUUUGUGGGUCCACCUUUGCUCUCUGUGGUGAUUUGAAUAUGCUUGGCCCAUGGGAAGUGGCACUAAUAAGAGGUGUGGCCUUGUUAGAAGAAAUGUGUCACUGUGGAGGCCAGACUUUGAGAUCGCAUAUAUUUGCUCAAGUCUGGCCAGUGUGAAACAGUCUCCUUCUGCUGCCUUCAGAUGAAGAUGUAGAACUCUCAGCGUCUUCUCCAGCACCAUGUCUGCCUGGACGCUGCCAUGCUUCCCACCAUGAUGAUAAUGGACUGAGCCUCUGAAACUAAAAACCAGCUCCAAUUAAAUGUUCCUCUUUGUAAGAGUUGUCUUGGUCAUGAUGUCUCUUUACAACAAUGAAAUUCCUAGUUAAGACACUCCCUGCUCUGACUAGUGCCCUCUCCCCUCCUCCCCACUGAUAUCUUAGCUUCUACCCCAAACCUUUUUCUGGUUCUGGACCAAGAUAAAGUAAAACUUCCACAUGACAUCAGUUCCAUAUGCAUCUGAGUUCUUUUGGUUUCUCCUGAAUGUGCUAUUGGUAUUGGGGGUGGGGUAAGUUUGUUUAUUAAUUGGAAUUACUGUUAGGUUUUUUCUUCUUUUACCUUCCUCUCUCUGUAGUGUAUCCUUGAUAUCCAUAAUGCUGAUAAAGCCUCAAAGGUGAAACUACACCGGAUGGUGUACUCGGAGAAGUCCAAUUUCCCUCCUUAGCCCUCUCAGCUCAUUCCUGCCCCCAUGCCCAUAGUUAAGGGGGAGGUUAAAAUGUGUGUAACAGAGAGUGCCUAAGGAGAUGGAAAAGAAACCACCUUUUAUAGACAAAACUGGACAGAGACACUGUCAUAAAAUACCCUUGGUGGUGGUGUGGGUGUCCCUCCCCAGGAGAAUACAGAAUCCCAUACACAGUGUUUUCUGUAGAGACAGCUGGUCAAAGUACUGAAAUAAAUGACUGUGGAGUGC